GGAAAUCAUCGUUCUUGCCUCCUUCCUAUUUCUGAAUUCGAGCGGAAUGACACUUAAUAUGAGUACAUCUACGUUCAUUAUGUGACAGGCGUACAUAAUGCAGUGUUCAGCACGACUGCAAAGUGUCGUCAAGAAGCUCUGUAACCCCUCCUUGGCCGUACUUCAGAAGUGAGGACAAUUGGUGGGCAGCGUAAGUGACCUUAUGUGAUAUGACGGCAUUGUCUUUUCAAAAGUCCAAACAUUGGAGCGCCACGCCUCUGUCGUUCAUCAUCCAUGCUUGAAUCAUUUCUCGGGCACGUCUAAUCACGAAUCGCGAUGGGACGUACCCAGCCCUCCCUAGGACUGGCGCCACCAGCUCAACGCAAGGAUGCUCGGGCCAAGGCCGCCAAAAUGACCGUCAACAAAACCAUACCUGCAAUACUGGCAAGCAGCACGAGAGCUCGGAAAGGCGUUGAGGGCAGCACGCUUGUUGUUGAUCCUUUGGCAGGCGGCGCAAAGACUGGUGCCAAACGUCCAAAGAAGGGUGAGAAUGAAGACGGUGCAGCUGAAGUCGUUGCGAAUGAAAAGUUCAAGGUCAGAGUCAUUGUGGGUGACACGCUCACUGUGGCGAGGAUGUCAAGUCAGACCGCGAAUCGUGUAGGACAAUCAAUCAAACCGAAGAGAAACGUGGCUGUACUCAACAUGGCAAGUCCUUUGCUGCCCGGAGGUGGGUUCCUCAAUGGAGCGUCCGCUCAAGAGGAGAGUCUCUGCUUUCGUACGACCCUAUAUCCGGCAUUGAAGGACGACUUUUACCGUUUGCCGGAGGUAGGCGCAGUGUGGACAGAAGAUGUGUGCGUCUUCCGCGAUGAAGCCGGGGACGACCUGAGCAAGAACGAGCGAUGGUGGGUCGAUGUCGUUAGCGCAGGGAUGUUGAGGUUCCCUGAUGUGGAAGGCGAUGAAGGCGAGGAACCCCGGUACGCCAGUGCAAAAGACGGAGACCUUGUAGUCAGGAAAAUCAAGUGUGUUAUGGAGAUUCUGAGAUCGAAAGGGGUGGAACAAUGUGUGUUGGGUGCCUGGGGCUGCGGGGCCUAUGGGAAUCCAGUUGGGGAAGUUGCAAGAGCCUUCAAGAAGGUUAUUCUGGGCGACGGCAAGGAAUCCAAGAAACUGAAGGGAAAUGACUGGGGUGAUCUCAAAGAGAUUGUCUUUGCAAUCAAGGAGAGAAGAAUGGCCAUUGAUUUUGCCAGAUACCUUGACAAGAACCUGGAAGUCGAGGAAGUGCCCAGGAACCAACCUGAACAGAUCGACGAGCAAGAUGAAAGUGAUGCUAAGGCCAUCAGAGAACUUGAAGAGCAAAUCAGUCAGCUCGAUGUGCGCAUUGAGCAGUGCAAGACCCCUACUUUGAGGGCAUCCUUGGAGACCAUCCGUGCUGGACUCAAAGUCCAAUUGGCACAACGGUUAACAGUUAGGGCGACUACCACUUCCGCGGAGGCAGGGGUCAGUAGUGAUGAGGAUGGUGACACCUCAGAGUGAACGGGAUUUCAUGUGCCAGGAUAUACCAUAGGUCAAACACGGCUGAAGGACAGGAUUCCCGAAUAUUGAUUUCGCCCCAGAGUCCCGGAGAGAACUACGACUACAGUGAAAACUGUCCUCGAGACCAUCAGCAGCACAACAUCACGGACAAUACUGAUUCAUGGCCCUUGCUGCAAAGCUAUGCUGGGUACAGGCGG
Molecule: messenger RNA, 1706 nt
Organism: Exophiala viscosa
Lineage: Eukaryota; Fungi; Ascomycota; Eurotiomycetes; Chaetothyriales; Herpotrichiellaceae
Exons: 1
Coding region: 316-1509 (397 amino acids)
Source: RefSeq, a predicted model, not a curated record